Molecule: messenger RNA, 2139 nt
Organism: Penicillium daleae
Lineage: Eukaryota; Fungi; Ascomycota; Eurotiomycetes; Eurotiales; Aspergillaceae
Product: transient receptor potential ion channel family protein
Exons: 3
Coding region: 1-2139 (712 amino acids)
Biological process (GO): fungal-type cell wall biogenesis; transmembrane transport
Source: RefSeq, a predicted model, not a curated record
AUGCGGACCACCAUCUGGGCCCUGCUGGGCCUGGGUGUUGUGCUACCCCAGGCCCUGGCCACGGACACCCUGAGCACCUCGGGAUUCAAUCUGUGCAUGCAGGACUCGGACAUUGAAGUGCAAAAACUCGAUGUCUCCUAUACUAAAUCAACCAAACUAGUGGUCUUCGAUGUGGCUGGUACCAACUCGAAGGAACAAAAUGUUACUGCUACCCUGACGGUGACGGCAUAUGGCACGCAAGUUUUUGCAAAAACGUUCAACCCGUGUGGUAGUGAGAUCCACGUUUCGGAGCUCUGUCCUGUCCCAUCGGGUCACUUCGCCGCCAGUGGUGAAAUGAACGUCCCCGACGAAUAUGCGAGCCAGAUUCCCUCAAUCGCAUUCAGCAUCCCCGAUUUGGAUGGCCAGGCCAAGCUGACUCUUACUUCGAAUGGCAAGGACGUGGCCUGUGUAGAGUCUCAACUUUCCAAUGGCAAAUCCGCCAGCGUCAAGGGUGUCGCGUGGGCGUCGGCUGGUAUCGCAGCGGGUGCGCUGGCCUUGAGUGGUCUCUCUGCUCUUGGUAGCGCUGGAAGCACUGGUGCACCCUCCUCCUCCCCAUCGGCCGGUGACGUGAUGGGAUGGUUUGGCUCCAUGGCCAUGAAUGGCAUGUUGAGUGUUAACCAUCCGGCCGUGUACAAGAGUUUCACCAAGAACUUUGCCUGGAGCACUGGGUUGAUCCCGUGGUCCAGCAUGCAGAACUCAAUUGAUGCCUUCCGAAAGGCUACCGGUGGAAACACGACCCACAACAGCUAUAUCUACCUCACCGGCCUGAGCACCGCGUCGGCGUCGAAUGGAAACUCCUCUUCCAAGCGUGGCCUGGAUUUUGUAUAUCACACAGCAAGUUUAUUGGCGCGGUCGAUGGAGGUAUCGGAAUCCUCCAACAACAGCUCGAGCUCCAACUCCACCUCCAGCAGCUCCUCGGGACUUACUGACUGCGGUUCCUUGAAUUUCUCUACCCUCAAGUGCUACGGAGAGGAGGUCAUGAUCCCCUCGGCAAACAUCUUCAUGACCGUUUUACUGGUCUUCGCCAUCGUUGUUGCUGUCAUUGUCGUCGGUAUCCUUCUGCUCAAGGUUAUCCUGGAAUUGUGGGCGCUCUACGGCAACUUCCCCAAGAAGCUCUCCGACUUCCGGGACGAUUACUGGGGAAUCAUGGCACGCACCAUCACCAACAUGAUUCUCGUCCUGUACAGCAUCUGGGUUCUGUACUGUGUGUACCAACUGCGAAAUGGUGACUCGUGGGCUGCCAGGGUGCUAGCUGCCGUGACCUUGGCCGUAUUCACUGCCCUUCUGGCCUUCUUCGCCUGGCGUAUCGUUUACCUGGCUCGCAAGUACAAAAAGGCCGAGGGUGACACCACUGGCCUGUACGAGAACAAGGAAACCUGGCGCAAGUACAGUCUGUUCUACGACAGCUACAAGAAAGAUCUGUGGUGGCUGUUCAUCCCGGUGAUUGUGUACGCCCUUGCCAAGGGAUGCAUUAUUGCUGGUGCCGAAGGCCACGGCAUGGUCCAGACCAUUGGCCAGCUGGUUAUUGAAUGCUGCAUGUUGGGUUUGCUACUGUGGAACCGGCCCUAUGCGACCAAGUCCUCGAUGGGAAUCAACAUGACGAUUCAAAUCGUGCGAGUCCUCUCCGUCGCCUGUGUGCUGGUCUUUGUCGAGGAACUUGGUCUCUCUCAGACCACCAAGACCGUGACUGGUAUUGUACUCAUUGUCGUUCAAUCCGGUCUGACCGGCGUUCUCGCCAUCCUGAUUGCAAUCAACGCUCUCAUCAUUUGCAUUCGGGAGAACCCCCACGCCAGGAAGCUCCGCGAAGCCGAAAACGCCAACAAGGAUCUGGACGAUCUCACUCCACUCGAUGCACGCGAGUCCCUUCUGAUCGACCACCCGCCCAGGCGCGACUUUACCCAGAUGAGCAAGUUCAACUUCAACGCACCCUACGAGCCGUACCGGGACCACCCACUUCACCGAUCCAACUCAAAUGGUAGCAACGACCGCCUGGUGUAUGCCGACUAUGGUGUCGCUCAUGACCGCAGCCACAGCCAAGAAUCCCGGUCUUCGCUAGAGGGCCGGAAGCCAACCGCCCCCGGUUACGGCAUGGCCUACUAA